Meloidogyne enterolobii is the source of this 291-nucleotide messenger RNA. NCBI's taxonomy places the organism in Eukaryota, Metazoa, Nematoda, Chromadorea, Rhabditida, Meloidogynidae. The record is from the annotation of a GenBank genome assembly.
AUGGAUAUUUUGUGUAUUUUGCCAAAAUAUAUAAAUAUUUAUGAUUUUAUUGCUGAAGAUGAAUGUGGGUUAUAUGGAAGUUUAAUGGCUGUUAUAGGCUCGGAUAAUAUAAACAUUGUAAAAACAAGCAGAAUUUUGAUGCUCGAAUUAAAAAUGAAUGGAAUUGAUGUUGAUUUAAUUUAUGCACAAAUUCCAUUUGAAAAAAUUGAAACAAAUUUUGAUAUAAUGGAUAAUGAAAUUAUUGAAGAAAAUAAAAAUAAGAGAAGCAUUUUAGCUUUAGCAGGUUAAAUA